AUGGCGCUGCCAAUGACGCAGCUGCUGAGGGCUGCGAAACUGCGCGCGGGCGGCCAGUUGACGCAGAUCGUGACGUGCAACCUGGAGGACGCGCUGGUGAAGCAGUUCCAGCAGCUCGGCGAGGCGCUGGGCGUGACGGAGGUGAGGGAGGCCAUGGCCCAGCAACACUACAGCAGACUGCAGCAGUUGAAGGAGCAGGCGAGAGUAUUUGUAGAUAUGGCUCGAGCCGCUGUUCCUCGGCACGAAAGGCUGGAUGCGGGAGAUCGUGGAGGCCACGUGGUGGAGGACCUGGAGGAUGGGGGAGAAGUGGACGAGGUGGUCGUGGCACUGUGCGGACUGAGUCUGGACAAGACGGAGACGGAGCUGCUGGAAGGACGCGUCGGGGACUGGUGGACGUCGCUGCUGAAGGUUGAAGCGCAUCCGAAGGUGUUCAUUGUGGACGGCACGUCCAUGUUCACUCGUCUGACGAGGCGGCUUCUGGUGGCGCUGGAGUGGCUCGUGCACGCGCUGCAUGAACCGGAGAGCGGCUGGAUGAAGGACUCGACGUUCCCGUACAAACUCUUCGACACGUCGCUGGUUGCGAGGGAUUCGAAGGCUGAGGAGACCAAGUCGGCGGAGUUGCUGGAGAUCGAGGAGCUGCAUCAAGCUGCGUGCACCAACAAGCAGGCCAUGUACACAGAUCCAGCCACGGGUUACUCCGUUAUGGCAGCGUACAUCUUGACGGAGCGGCAAGUUUGCUGUGGCAACGGGUGCCGCCACUGCCCCUACGGCCACGCGAACGUCAAGGACCCGUCUCGGCGCAAGAACACCCUAGCUGGUAAUAUUUUCCUGCAGCCGCGUCGUCGCUCACGCGGUUUCGCGAAGGGAUCCCCGGGUGGCCAAAAGCUCUGGCCCGAAGGUGCUGACGCUGGCUCUGACGCGCAGAACGACCUUGUGGUCAUGUUUUGGAGUGGCGGGAAGGACUCAUUCUUGGCACUGGGUGCCUUGUACGAGUCUUACGCUGUUGAACAGAAGCCUAUGCCUCGCGUUGUGCUGCUUACAACGAUCGACCCGAAGACAAACGUCGUCCCUAUCCAGGACAUCCCCUCUCAGACUAUUGCAGCUCAAGCCGAAGCUCUGGAACUUCCUUUGUGCCUAGUAGCUGUGGGACUGGGAGACGAGUACUGA
Molecule: messenger RNA, 1167 nt
Organism: Phytophthora sojae
Lineage: Eukaryota; Oomycota; Peronosporomycetes; Peronosporales; Peronosporaceae
Exons: 2
Coding region: 1-1167 (388 amino acids)
Source: RefSeq, a predicted model, not a curated record